This is a messenger RNA of Dendrobium catenatum, 768 nucleotides long. RefSeq lists its product as uncharacterized. The coding region runs from base 1 to 768 and encodes 255 amino acids. The transcript has a single exon. Gene Ontology annotation, molecular function: catalytic activity. The record is from RefSeq and is a predicted model, not a curated record. NCBI's taxonomy places the organism in Eukaryota, Viridiplantae, Streptophyta, Magnoliopsida, Asparagales, Orchidaceae.
AUGUCUACUCUUCUUUUUUGGAAUUGCAGGGGGGCUAGGAAGAGGGAGGCCGCCUUGUAUCUGAAGGAGGUGGUUAGAGAACAGGAUGUUUGUUUUGUUGGUCUUUUGGAGACUAAGAUGACUCAUAUUGGUAGGAAGGAGAUUGAUUAUCUCAUUGGGAAUAAUUGGGAUUUUUUUCAUGUCCCAGUUGUUGGCCUGUCUGGUGGUAUGGUGGUGUUAUGGGAUAAGAGAAUUGUCUCUUUUGUGGUCAAGAAUACUUCUUCACAAGUAAUAUUGGAGGAUCUGUUGAUCCCUAGUAUGGGCAUGUGGAAGAUUGCAACGGUUUAUGGGAGUCGUUGUUGUAAUGAAAGAGAGGAACUUUGGAGACAGCUUGAAGAUGGUUUGAAGGAACCUAUUCCCGCUAUCAUUGGUGGGGAUUUUAAUUGUAUUCUGAGCAAGGAGGAAAAGAGAGGAUGUAAGAGAUUUCUUUUUUCCAAAGGGCCAAGGGAGAUGAAGCAAUUUAUGUCAAAGUCAGAUUUUCAUGAUGUUAGGAGCAUUGGUCCAAAGUACACUUGGUGUAAUAACAAAGAAGGAACCUCUCAGAUUUGGGAAAGAUUGGAUAGGUGUUUGCUGAACUCUAUUGCUCUUCAGAGAAUCCCGACCGCUAUGACUAGACAUUUAGCAAGGGUGGCAUCGGAUCAUAGUCCGAUUGCCAUUAAAUUGGAUGGGAAGAUUCAAGUCAAGGGAAUAAUAUCAAAUUUGAAGAUACUUGGAGGUCUUAUCCAGUGA